UGGACGGUACAGUGAUUAUCUACACUAUACUUUCUCGUUUUGUCACAGUGUGCUAUUCAUUUCUGUUUAUUAGAAGUUGCAACUAUUAGAUCUACUGGCUACAUGGUGCACGUCCUUCGCACCCACUUGCUGCAGUAAGGAGAGGGAAGUAGCCAGAUAGUGUAGCCAACAUCAGUCCAGGGUGACAGCUAAAGCACAAUUAUUGUAGUGAUUUUCACCGAAAAUGUAGGCAACAACUACGGCAUUAACCUCUACAUUUUUGUGUAAAAUAAACAAAAAAUUAGCUACUCCGGUAAAAACGAAAUUAUUGUGAACACACUCCCAAGUCCCAACUUCGGCAGACAAGUUUCUAAUUCUCGCUGAAGUUUCUAGUCACAUCUAUAGAUGGCUACCUGGGAAGGGCUCAUCAAGACGACUGCCUGAACAGACCAGUGUUGCCAAAUAUUUUUCAGUGUGAUCUGCUGAGUUGUCGCUAGAUUACGUUUAGCCGUUGCCGCGACGACCUCACAGCACCAAUUUGCACGGCUGCGGUCCCCAAUUUAGCGUUUUCGCCCGCUCCUGUUCAGCUUCCCUGCCUGUGUGUGCGUGUUGCUGCGACUUCUGUUGCACAGACAGCUUCUCCAACUCUCGUUUGCGGCAGAAUUGAUUGGGAAAAGUCGCUAAAUACCAUCAAAACCCUCAGUGUCAAAACAACCCAAAGGUUGCCUGAAAAGUAGGUGAAUUUGUCGCUAGAAUCUUUUACCAAUAAAAGUAGCUGGAGGGGUCUGGAAAUAUAGCAGCUAAAUUGGCAACACUGGAACUGACAACCGAAUCCAUUCGACUCUCGCUGCGCGACAUAGCGUCAUCAAUUUAUUUGGGAACCAGGCGUCGCGUUGCCAUGAAAGUGUUGUUCAAAGUGAUGGCGCGUACAAGAAAGUGUCGUCUUUUGUAACUCGUUGUAGAACUUUGGUCAUUUUACGAUUCUCUGAUGGAAAGACGCAAUGAGGAUGAGAAGCUCAAUGCCCCGUCCGAUUUUAUGGCAUCAAUUGUUGCAAGUGUCAUGUCACGUGCUUUUUGCAAGUUAAUCGUCCUCAUGUAUUAAAUACAGGGAAGUCAGAGGACACUGAUGCCCCCAUUCCAUUUCACAGCAAGCAUCCAGUCUACCUCAAUCACAGUACCAGGGACUGCAAGGGGACGAGGGAAAACACCAAUAACAUGGGUUACCCCUGCCACAACACCACCAUCAGACUCUGGCCCUGCCAACCCAUGGCUCACUAACACUCAGGCCAAACAGGAAAUUCUUGGAACUGCGCAGAGAAAACCAGAGGAUUCUGUUACAUGGAGACAACUCCAGAGGGAUGAAGUCAACAGAGGAUUAUGCUAACUCCAGGGCAAGAUCUGGAGAGAGAGGUGAGCAGGCCUCCAGAUGGGAGACAGAAUGGAGGCUGGACACGGAGCGUCUCAGGGCAGAGUCAGAGAGACUGAGAGGCCAGGCAGAGUCAUGAAAUAGAGGCGAUGUGGUAGGAGUUAUAUACGACUAAGACUGAGCUCAGAUAAGAGAGAGGAAAAAGAGCGACUCAGCACCCAGACUCUGUCAAACCCUCUCCUGAAGAAUGGGCCUAAAGGCACUCGGGUUCUGCGCCGCUGGAGAGAGAAGGUCUUCAUGUUGUUGGUCCAGCUUCGCUCAAAGGACAUCGAACUGAGGGGAGAAAAGGAAAAACUUCACUCAAUUAUCUCGUCUCUGGAGCAGGAGGUGAAGAAGGAGAAGUACCAGUCUAGUGUGUUCCAGCAUAGCCUGCAGGACAGAACAGCUGAGCUGGACCUGGAGAGGAUGGCCAGGGAGGCCGUGACGCAGGAUGUGGCCAGGACUCAGAGGGAGAACACAAGCUGGAGUCAGAAGGCUGGGGUUGGACUGAAGACCGUGACAGAGGCUGUCCAGAGGACUGAUGAUGAGGAAGGUGGCCCUAUGGAGAGUGCAGCAGGCCACUAAAGCAGCCGACCCUUUCUCUGAGAGUGCCUCUGUCAGAGAGCUCCAGGCAGAGCUGGCCUCGGCGUGUGAGGAGAGAGACAAGGUCACGCAGGAGCUCAAGAGAACCCCAGAGCUCAUUGAGAGUGCCCUGGCUGAUGUCCGUGAGCAGUUCGACAGUGAGGUGAGGCAGCUGAGGCAGGCUGCAGAGCGGAGCAGGGGGGAGGCCCAGGAGUCCCAGGCUGCAAGAGAGGAGGCCCAGCAGAGGCUGCAGGAGGCCCACACACAGCUGGAGGAGAGCAGCCUCAACCUGGAGCAGCUCCAUGCACAGCUGAUUAGCCAACAAGAGACCAGUGACAGAGCCUUGCAGGAGAGAGUGUUUGAGACAGAGGAUUGCUGUGCUCAACAGCUGAGAGUGAUGGAGUCUCUACUCAACACGGCAAGAAGAGAACACACCAAAGCAGUGCUGGCCCUGUGUCAAUUUGAGAUACAGGCAGAGGGAGAGAGGGAGCAGGAGAGAGAAGCACAUUGCCUCCAGAGUGAACACACAAAGAGGGAAAUCCAGGAUCUACAGAAACUACUUCAGGACAAGGACAGAAACCUACAUUUGGUUUGUAUAAUUAGUGUCCCCAGGGGACAGUGCGUGAGAGGGGUCUGAUGAGUGAGUAUGAGGCAGCUCGGACCACAGCCCUGCAGACUUCUGUGGCCUUGGAGGAGCAGCAGAGACCCUCAGGGAAGAGCAACACUCUGAAAGCCAAAGACAAGCCACAGACCAUAGGUAACUUCCACCUACACACCAUUUUGUCACAUUACCUCUUCAUAUGAAUACCGUCUUGUAUUAUAUAAUACAAGUACAGUGCCUUAGCAA
Coregonus clupeaformis (lake whitefish) is the source of this 2813-nucleotide messenger RNA. RefSeq names its product coiled-coil alpha-helical rod protein 1-like. The transcript has 13 exons. Gene Ontology annotation, biological process: protein export from nucleus; cell differentiation. The record is from RefSeq and is a predicted model, not a curated record. Gene Ontology annotation, cellular component: centriole. The coding region runs from base 1926 to 2603 and encodes 225 amino acids. Lineage: Eukaryota; Metazoa; Chordata; Actinopteri; Salmoniformes; Salmonidae.